AAGGCAUCCACACACACACACACACACACCCCCGCGCGCGUACACAAACUGGGUCUUUAGGCUGUCACUGAAAGGAGACGAGAGGCAAGCAGAGGAAAUAAAUGCCAUAGCAUGUUGUGGGUGAGAGCAAAGGGGCUUGACAGAGUUCAGAGUUCUUGACCCACUUGCAGAUAAAGGAGAGAAUGGCAAAUAGGUCACUGUUGAGUGCAAGUUUGUGCACAGAGAAAUAGCUGCUUGUUUAAACAAAGUUUUUCCUUUCCACCACGCUAACUUUUUAAACUCUGGCCAUUUAAGCUCAUUGUGCACGGGGGUUAUUUUUAUGCUGUUAAGAUGCACUUUUCUUUGAAUGUUUUUUUACCUACUGCUGUGAUUAAAUUGCUCUGCUGCUAUUAUUAGUAGAGUGAAAAGAUGAAGACAGUCGCACAUCCUGUACUGCUGCUUCUUUAAGGCUGUUAAACCAACUCCACAAAAACCACCAUAUCAGAUGUUUUCUAGACUGUAGCAGCGCGACCACGCUGAUCGCUGACAGGGUACAGGUGAGCAGUUGAGCAACAGCUUAUUUGAGAAUCAUCAGUAAGUGGCAUCUCUUCUUGCUGACAAAGAGAAUAUGUGACACAUCUCGUGACAGCUGAUUUUCGCUUGUAGGGGAAGCUGUCACAGCGAAGUCCAUGCAAUAUUAAAAUAGCACAUAAGCUCUGGAAACUUUCUCCUGGAGAACUUAUGUUCUUGUGGCUUGAUUUCAGGUUUUCUCAGCCAGCUGCACCACGGUCAAUCUCAUGACAUGUUUUCUGCGCAGUCCAUUCACCGACUUCAUCACCAGUAUCUUGUUAAAAGCAGAUUCUAAUCUUGUCUGCCGUGUAAUGCUUUCUUGCGGCUCGUGGUUUAAAGACUUCAUAGCAACCCUCGGCUGCUUUGCCCGAUAACCAGAUGCAUAUUUUUUGGCUUUGCAUACUUGCUGAACUCGUUUUUUAAGUGUGUGGGCACGGAGAGGGUACAAGCAGAGCGCAGUACACGAAGACGCCCAAGUGCUGGGAAAGUGUUUGGAAUGUUUCUCCGAAGGUGACAGGCGAUAUUUUCUAUUUAGCCCAGUGUUACAAACAAAUGCAUGUAUGUAUUAGUUACAGUAAAUGUUGUGUUGAUGUUGUGCUGUGUUAUUUCUUAGGUACUACUGUGUCAGAAAAGUAUAGUUAUUUCAAGAGAAUUCCAGCAAGAGGUUAAACUAGGACGCCAUAUGUGUUUGUAUGGGUGUGUGCACGCAUGCGUGUGCGUCUGUGUUACCAACAAUAGACUCCAGGGGAAUUGCAGGGGACUUCAGUGGCUGUGGGCAGGUCCAAGACACCACCCAUCAAUUUGGCGGUGAGGCUGAAUACAGUUUGAUAUUCCUGUAUGUUUGUGCCUACACCACUAUGGCCCAAAACUAGCAGGUUCAGACAGACUGAGAAGACAGGUUGCGUGAUGUCGCCGUGGCAGUUUGAGGGUUCGUUUCGGAGUGAAAUGUUGGCUGUGUACUGUACAUCGCAUGUAACAGUCAUUGUGUUUGUUGAGUUUUACUUUUUUUUUUCUCCAUGUGGUCACAUAAUCUCUAGUAUCUAGUGUCACUCGUGUUGAUAUUUUCUUGUCGUGCUGUGUGCUAAACUGUUUCUCUGCCCCAUCUCUAUACAUGCUCUUUUUAUAUGCGUUUGCACAUUUAUCUCCAGUUCAUAUUGUUUGGUUAGCCUCCUCCAUGGUGAAUGCAGCUUCACUUCCCCCUAAUGUUUGGUUCCCCUGGUCAGCUGCUUAGUAUACCACAGCUUCCAGCCUGGCUAGACAGACAGACCCCUCUCUGUUGUUUUUCUGUUGUUGUGCUGAAGUCUAGGGGGAGUAAAGGGGCUUCUUCUGUUCUCUUCUGGGACAUUUAUUAUGGAGAGGCCAACACAACCUGAUCAAAUUAGAGUGGGAGAGUAAAAGGCUGAGAUGUUUUUCAGAGUGGGGGGGGGGUGAAGCUAGACUUGAAUUUCCACACUUGGGGAGUUAAAUGUUUUGUUAAGCAAGGGUUUUUCAAUAUCAAGUAAAAACCAUGGAAUAGUCGAAGGCGGCAGGCUUCUGUCAACACUUUAAUUUAUUGUGAAGUUGAUAUUAAGAACUGUAGGACAGAGUCCAAAGGCUCAUUUUUAAUUAAGCAGAAAGGCCAAGUGAUCAGGAAGGAGGAUAUGAGACCAAACUGACGCUGUCCGCACGUUGAUUUAGAGAAUCGGUUUGCAAUGAAACAAGAGAGACGAUGGGUGGGAUGCAUUAGGGGAUGGUGAGACUCGGGAGGGUGGGUUGGUCUGCGUUGCUUUGCCUCCUCAGCAGUGGAAAGGGGAAGUGGGUGAUGUGGUGGAUACUAUGCAGUGCAGACUCUGAGACAGAGAUGGAGCAAUGAUGAGAUGAGAGCGACAGAUGAGAGGAAGGGGGAGGCGGUGGUGUGUGCGUGGAGGGGGGGUCAGACAGUAGGGACAGAGAGAUCGAGCAAGCAGAGAGCUGGUCAUCUGAUAACAGAGCGGGUUCUGUUACACGCCUGCAACAGACUCACAGGAAGUCCUCUUUCCCCGUUGGACUGCGCAUGCACAGAGCGAUGCAGCCGGGGCAUGUUGGGCCUGCGGACCGACCGAUUGGCCAGCUCAAGUUGUGCCGGACGACGCAGUGUAGGGGUGUAGUGCGGUUUCUGAAGGCACGUCUUAGAUUUUCAUACACUUCCUGGUUGGCAGCAUGGAAGUGUCAAACUAGGUUACUCACACUAAAAGGAACUCAGACUGUGGAUGUGGUUUUAUUAUGCUGCAGCCUGAGAGAAGCUAGUCUCCCUACCAUGUUUUAUAAUUCUGAUCAGCGGCACAAAAUUGUCAUCAAAACCACAAAAAUGUAACUGGCUUUAAAGAAUUGUUGAAGUUAAAGCUUUACUUGUAAAAAAAAAAAAAAAAAAUGUGAAAGAUUUGAUUAUCUACCAGCGUGGUAUUUUCUUUUCUACAUUUAGUGACCACAAAACAAGAUUUGUAGUGCUUGCAACAGUGUUUUAUUUAAGAAGGUUUAUUUAGACUGCUACUUCAGGAGUUUAAACUACAUCAGAACAUCAUUUACAUAUGCUUUAAGUAAAAUGCUGUCUAAUAAGAGAAGAUGUCCAGGUGCAAAAAGAAAGAUACUUCUGUUAUUGUAUGCAUUGCGAGAGCAGUCAUUUCGAUGUGUCAUGCUAAAGUGAAUCACAGUUUUGUUUUUAUUUGUUUGUGUGUUUAGUAGGCUGUGGGUCUGAGUACUACAGUGCAAACGGUCAGGAAAAUAAAACCAUGCAAAUUCAGAACAGUUUGAGGGCUUCUGCACUUCAUUGACUGCAGCUACAUGUCUCUCUUCUGGAGCUGUACGGCAGCACGAACACUCUUUAAGGAAAUCAUAAAUCCCCCUGCUGGCUUCCUCAAAUUAAACUUUGCCCCACUUGUGGGUGGUUACCUUUCCACUUAUUGUAACAGGUUAUACCAGGUAACCGAAUGAGAUCUCUUGAGUUUAUCAUUGACAUCUGAGCCGGAUUCCUGGGCCUCCAUGUGCUCAUGAGUUAUGAGCGAGCUUGUAAGUUUAACGCCCUGCCUCACCCACCACCUUUUCACUGGCUUUGUGUCUAUGUUUUGGCAGUGCUUCCAUGGUUAGUUUCUAGUGAAAGCUGCCAGGCCUAGGCCAGCCCUCGCAGCUUCAGUUUUAUCAGUUGCUUACUCUCUUCCUGCUUCGCUCCCAAUAUGACCAAUCAGGUUUCCUUCCACUGCUGGCAGCAAUGAGUCACUUAGCUGUGGCACUUGAUCAAAAUCCACUUUUCCUAGGAACUGCCACCCCCCUCCUCAUUCCAGUUAUCUUGCGAUGUCCUCUUUGUCCCACCUUGAACUUUAUUGACCUGAGUAAAGUGAUUCCCUUGGUUGUUGCCAUAGAGGCAAAAACAGUUGAGUUAGUUUGUGAAAUAAGGGCAAGGGAGAAAGAGAUAUGAUUUUUUUUUUUUAAAGUGUUAUGGAAGAAUAGACGGGGCCAUAGGGCCAGCCAGAUGCAAAGAUUUUUCACGCUUUCAUUUCUGGAGCCGCAGUUUCCUCGAGUCUUUAUACAAACACUUGAGGUCCUAAUAAAUGAGUUACUUGGAUAGCGAAUGAGAUGGUGAAUGCAUAAAGUCUUCACCUGAGUAAAAUUGAGAAAUAAUUGUUCUCUUGUAAAAAGUCUAGGACUACAAACAGAUAAAAUUAAUAAUUUUCCUGCAUUUCACUUUUAAAACAUGGCUGCUACAUGCUCCAUUAGCAUUUAUAGUUUAAGGGCUCUUUAAUUCACUCAUGUUUGUUCUGCUCGUUCUCUUUUAAAGGCAGAUUUCUCAGCACUUUUGAGUUGUGUAAUAUUUUUAUGAGCCAAUUACAAAUUUUCAUGUUUUUCAAGUUUAAGAAAGAGGUAACUGAAAGUUUUGAAUAACAGACAGAUACUGAUGUGGUAUUCGCUGUGAAAUUUGGUUGACGGUUGUUUUUCGGUUGCUUUUUUGUUGUUGUGUGCAUUAGGCAAUAUAUUUUCUCAUCUAAAAACCACCUGAGGUUGCGCAGACUGUUUCUUUGUAUUUUGGAAUGAGUGGUAUGUUUCACAGAUGAUGUGUUUCGGCCAAAAUACUACUGCUUUUACUAAAUACCCGCGCUUCCCGUCAUAACGUGUUUGUCUGCAAGUGAGACUAAAUUCGGGUACAACUGUCUUGGCAAAGAUAUUUAAUGCAUAGGUCACUGCACAGUCAAUCGAAACAACAGCAAAACAGAAAGUCAAAAACGACCGUUGUGUGCAGAUAUAUGGGAAGGGGCAGAUUACAGAUGAAAUGAAGGUGAUGAGGGCGGGGAAGGGAUGGGUAGGUCCUAUUUUAAAGGACUUGUUUGACUUGCAAAGCAGGCCUGGGUGCUCAUGGACUGAGCUUUGAGAGGAGGCCCUACCCUGGAAGUGGAGCACCAGGGACACAGACAGCUGCUGCGCUGCUUUGUGCCGGGCUGUGGGCCUUGUCACCCACAGGCAUGAAUUAGUGAUAAGGAAUGUUUCAAGCCAUGAGGAGGUGUCAGGAUCAGAUAGGCAGACGGACAGACGGCAGGACGGAUACACGGGUGGGGGCUGUGCUAGGCGGCUCGGCGGCAGGCUGGUGGAAGAUGUCGUUAGGAGCCGGCGGGAGGGGCGGAAGGCGGCUCAGGGGGAUAGCAAGCAGUGGGGGUGGAGGAGGGAGAGGUGGAGCGGGAGAGGCGGAGGAAGGUCCUGUGGGGAUCCCUUUCCCUGAACACAGCGCAGACAUACUGGGCAGCCUGAACAAGCAGCGGCUCAGCGGGCUGCUGUGUGACGUGCUCCUGGUUUCCCAAGAUCGGGAGUUCCCAGCUCACCGCUCCGUCCUGGCGUCCUGCAGCACCUACUUCCACAAGCUCUUCACGUCAGGGGUAGCCGCCGACCAACAGAACAUCUACAACAUCGACUUUGUGACAGCGGAGGCUCUGGGAGCUUUGCUGGACUUUGCCUACACGGCCACGCUGACAGUCAGUCACAGCAGUGUGGCUGAGAUCCUUGCUGCUGCACGUCUCCUGGAAAUCCCACCUGUCCAGGAUGUCUGUACACACCUGCUGGACACCAAAGUGCUCUCCCCGCCGGCGGGCAGUGAGCAAAAAGAUGAGGGUGAAGAUGAGGAUGGGAAAGGCAAAGGAGGAAGGGAGCAGGGGAACCGGGUGCGGGCCCGGGAGUAUCUGGAGUACUUCCAGAGAGGGGCGCAUUGGAGCAGCAGCUGCAGCACGCCGGAGCUCAGGGACCUGCCCACCGCACACCUGCACUUUAAUCACGGUAACGGGGGCACCCCCAGCAACGGGGCCCCUGUUGGCCCCAGCGAGUACUACUCCCCCUUGGCCCUCGCCUUGUCCCAGGUCCCUAAACAGGAACCAGAGGAAGAAGACGACGAUGAGGAUGAAGAUGAGGAUGGGGACGCGGUGCAGGGUAACGGAGGAACCCUGGGGUCCUCAUACUACCCUCCGUCCCAAAACGGACACUUCUACCUCCCUCACAAUUCUAGGCUGGGGCAGGAGCCCGAAACGGAGGACGCUUGUAGGGAGGCGAUGAUAACGGAGAGGGGUUCAGCAAGUGCCCUCCUGCAGCAGAUGAUGGACUCCAUCGAGAGGCAGAAGGAGCAUGCUACGACCGGUGAGGACCAGGGAGAUGGCGAUGACCCUGACAUGGAAUUUUACUUGAAUUAUUUUAGCAGUACACAGCACGAAGAUACAGCGUCAUCCGCUGUAACGCAGGGAGUGCCAUCACUCUGGUUAUCAAGAGGCAGUACAGCCCAAGACAGAGUAGGAGCAGAGAGGGGGGUCGGAGAGAGAGCCAGCGGGGGUGGAGGAGAACGGAAGAUGCGCUCCAAGGCCUUCCAGAAGUGCCCCAUAUGCUCCAAGGUCAUUCAAGGGGCAGGCAAGCUCCCGCGUCACAUCAGAACGCACACGGGAGAGAAACCCUACGAAUGCGCCAUCUGCAAAGUGCGCUUUACCAGGCAGGACAAGCUCAAGGUUCAUAUGCGGAAGCAUACAGGAGAGAAGCCUUACCUGUGUACACAAUGUGGAGCUGCCUUUGCUCACAACUACGACCUGAAGAACCACAUGCGUGUACACACCGGCCUGCGCCCCUAUCAGUGCUCGAGCUGCUUUAAGACUUUUGUGCGCUCGGAUCACCUGCACCGCCACCUCAAGAAGGACGGCUGCAACGGCAUCCCCUCCCGUCGAGGCCGGAAACCUCGCGUGAGAGAGCCAGGGCUCCUCGAGGCCCCCAUGGGCCUGCUUAGCCCCGGAUCCGACACCGGCCCCGGGUCUCAUACCAUCAGGGGAAGGCGGCGAUCGGAGUCGACCUCGGCAGCGGAGGUGGAGGUUGCUGCUGGAGCACAUGCACACAGUCCUCAGCUGCAGGAGCUAGCAGGGGAGGCAGGGCCCUGAGACUGCAGGGAAGACAAAGGACACUGCUGGACACCAUAGUCACUCUGCACCGCCUGUGAGACAGGCCAAUGAACAGAGAGGAGUAAAAGAUGCAAAGGCAAUUGAAAAAAACUACAAAAAAAAAACUACAACAAACAACUAACUAUUCCUCUAUAAACCAAAUCAGGGUGUCACAAAAAUCUAAUCUUUAUAUUUCUUUCUCCUAUUACUUAGGACACGGCGUAGAAUUGCAAGCACUUAAGUUGGUUUAUUUGUUAAAGAGCAAAGAACGCUUCAAAUCAUGCACCCAUUACGUCCACUUUCUGGGUCAUUUCUUUCUUUGUAAUAAUAGGGUUUUUAUACAUAUGUGGCAUAUGUGCUUAGGCAAAUGUAUGAUAGAUACAAAGGAACUCUGAGCAACUAUGCAGUUGAUUUAGAUUUUUAUUGGUUUUGUCCUCACAGCCUUCAAGCUCUAAGAAAGGUGUCUGUCAAGCACCUUCUGGCUGCUGUACGGGUGAAGCGAGGACAAAUCCUCCCAAUGAAAACAACUCUUUUUCUAUUCUUUGCAGGUCUGAAAUGUACAGUUACCAUAGAAACACCAUUGCCACAAUAUGGCAUAUGCAAGGAAAACUCGCCACAGUUUUGAUGCAACAGUUUUUCUUCUCUAAAUGUUCCAGAAAGAAUGAGGCAGGGGUUUGAUUGAAGUGUUACUUACUCUCUAAAAUGCAUUUUAAGAAUCUAUGGCUUGUCUUACUGAAAAGCAAAUUCACUUUGAGUCAAAUCCACUUUAAUGGGGGCUCGCCAAUUGCAGGACUCGGGAAUACGAGGGGUGGAGGGUUUGUGUUUCUGAAGCACUACCAUUGUCAAUGUACGUGUUGGCUUUACUACGUGGCCUCUUAUCCCUCACAGCCCUGCAGUGUCAAUAUGUUUGUUCGCCCUUUUGAUUUUGUCUUAAUUUUUGUUUCUCAACAUUUUAUUUUUUUGACUGCUUUGGGUACUUGACACUUUAAUAUUGUAUACAUGUAUAUACAGCAGGUGGUGAUAUGACAUUGGCCCCUCUUAAUGCUGAGUUGUAGUUACCAAUCACAUUUUUUUUUCCUCGUAGGCUUGAUGUCAUAUUUCUCAGAGAGUGAAGCUUGUGGGUGAACAAAACAAACUGUAUGAAUGUUCGAUGAGAGAGGAAAAAAAAAAAAAAAGCAUUGAUUCACCCAUUUGUCCUAAACUUAACACUUGAUAUGUAAAGUUCCUGCCCAAAGGACGAGGGGGUCGAUUGAAUGAAUGUGCUUAACUUUUUGCAGUUUUUCGGAUUCUGUCCUUGUGUGACAAGGCGCGGGUAGCACUUAACCAACCGCAGGUUAAAGGAGCCUGAGUGAGAGAGUGACAAAGAGUACGAAGAGAUAGACGAGCACCUUUUUUUUUUCUAUGUUUGCACAGCUUUACUAAAGAUAUCCAACUGAGGGAGAGGUAAUAUUUAAAGGAAGCGGGCUGAUGUGCGAGGAGGUUUAUGCUUAUUCCAAUCUUUUUGCCCUGGGGACCACACAACCGUAAGGCAACCUGUAUGAUGAAGAGCAAUAAAUACCUGUCCAAGUUGGGAGGCCAAAUAGGAGCGCAGCUGCAGCUGGUUGAUGGGGGAGGGGAUCGAGGGAAGGGGAGGGGGAUCUCGCAAUGUCUGUUGCAUUCCAAAAAAUAAUCUCCCCCAGCUCAGCCACGUUUCCAGGCAGGAGGGGAUCAAAUCAGGCCUUUUCUCUCGCUCCCUCUCCCUCUGUAGUCCUCUAAUGCCCCCGAACCAGCCUGGAGGGGAUAUUAUUAUAUUAGAGCCUGGUGUUACUGUGGGGAGGACGCCUGGUGCUGGCAGUUUAGUGUGCGACUGUGUUUGCGUGUGUGUGUGCGUGGCAGCCAGGGUCCCUCUGGCCACAUCAUCAGCGUGUGUGAGUCAGCCACAGCCUGUUCAAACAUGCACCCUGAGCUGCCAGCCCCAAUACACUUUGUCUCGCUAACACACACACAUGCUCACUGGGUCCAGGUAUCCUGUAGAGAAGGGGAAAACACCAGAGCUGACAUAUGUGUUUGAAUAUUGUCAGCGACUCCAUACGUUUGGAUUUGUCCGUCUUAAACAAUAAUAAACUCCAGAAUCCAACUUUAGUUUCCAUACGAGCACAUUGAGCCUUUUGCGUUAAGAGAACAUGCAUGUGAUGUAGAGUGCCCCCCCCCCCUCCCCCAGCCCACCCUGUAAUUUCUGCAGUAGUGCUUUUUUUAUUUUUUUUUCAACUAUCAGUCCUUUUGCACGUUGGAUGGGAAGAGGCAGGUCAUGAUUGCACUUUGUUACUGAGGAGGGCACUUUGGUCAACGAAACGGGUACUUUGAAACAAACCAGUUGCAAAUGAGAUCAGCCUUUUCCUUCAGUGCGUGAUGGUGAAGUCGAGCUCCUUCGCUGGUUUCGUUCAGGUUUUGACAACAAGCUGCCAAAAAAGAAAAGAGGAGACGAGUGUCGAUCUCUACAAGAGAAGCCAGGCAGGUCCACACACACAAAAAGAGUAAAUCAAUCCAUGUAACUGAAUGCACUUGAAUUUAGUUGUAAAAAAUCUAGUGAUUGGUUUUUUUUUUUUUUUUUUUUUUUUUUUUUUUUUCGUCUUAAUGUAAAGUAAGGGGAUAGAAGGAGGAGGUAGACAAGUGGAAAGAGCGCUGUGUGCAUGCAUACAUGCAUUUUUAUUAUUUUAUUUUUUUUUGCAUGCAUGUGCACAAGCAUGCAUUGCUGGCUGGCAGGCUGAAGGGUCUCAGGACAACGCUGGAUAAACAAACUUGGUGUCUACCCCAUCUGUUCACCAGCUACUCUAAAAUCUACAUGUGUUCUUGGAGGAACUGCAGUGAUAAUAGGUCCGCGGCACCACAGGAGCGAAAAUACCAUAUUGUAGAACAACACAUUGGACAGUUGCUUGUUUACUUCACGGCUCUCUUGGUGCAGAUUUGCAUAACUCUUUGUUUACCCUUGUUGGCCAUUGUCAAGGUUUGGCCAGGUCUUGAGAGUUAGUUUCUAUUUUUGUUGUUUCGUUAUGAUAAAGAUGGGGUUAAUUAUUGCACAGUUUGACUCCUGCAGGCAGACCGAUGUAAGCGGGGCAGUCUAAUGUCUUGUGAUCUUCAUGUAUCGUGGUACUUGGCUUGGACUGCCUAAACCCACUUAUCUUGACGUGGCAGAAGUUUUACCUGUCAAGACCCGUGGGUCAUCUUAAACACAAUGUUUCAUUGGACCUUAAUGUUUCCCCAAAUGUCUUAUGUUGUUUGUUGAUUAACCAAAGUUUUUUGCCCUCCAUCUUAGUCUACUGUAAACAAGAGAUAUUGAAAGUAUGUCUAUAAUUUUUCCAGGCUGGGCCUCCCUGACUAAGCCACACACAGAUGCCCUUCUCUGGAAUACAUAUGCAGAAAUGUGUGUCUACUUACUUGAGUUUGCUUUCUCUCACUCUUUGUAUCCUUGUGGAAAAUAGAAUUUGAGGUGUAAGGAUGUAUAGCCUUUUGUUUCUGUCUACACUCGUUUUUCUUAAAAUAACGUGUUGUGCUACAGCUAUUUUUUUUCUAAUAAUUGUACGUGGCCGUGCGUGUGGGUGUGUAUAUGCUAGUGUGAGUGUGCGCGUGCGUGUGUUGUGCGUGUGGUCAUGGUUUUGGGAUGUUGUGCCAGGAAGGUGGGGCUAAUGGGUGCUUGGGUGGGGUUAUGGAUAAAAGCCUGAUAGCACUGGAAGUGGUGCUUUAGCUGAAAGAGCAAAAGUUUGCACUAAUGUUAAAUGUCCUUGUCCUGCUUAUGGGAAAAGGACAGGGGACCUCAGAAAGGCCUGCGAGUUUCCAUGAGCACAGAGCAGUGUGGUUAAUACUCAGUGGUCUCAUUAAGAGUCCAUCCAACCCCUCCGUAGAAAUAAUCAUGUAUAGUAUAUUCAAAAUAUACAGACGUCCAGCAACAAUAAACACCAAAGGAGAAAAAAAAACUGCUUUCAUUUAAGUCACUGGGCAUUUUAAGCUACCAAUGUAAUGUUUGAUUAUUACUUUUACUGUUUAAUCUGAAGGCUCUUAAAAAGAGAUUUGGGAUUUUUUAUUUUUUUUUGUCUUUUUGAUAGAAGUCAAUCAUACAUGCUCUUUAUACAUUAAAUCUAAAUAUAGAAAAUUUAGGCAAGCAGCAAAUCUUCUCUGAAAAAACAAAAAAACCUACUCGUUCCUGAUGAUGGCUCAGAUGCAAUGUUUGACGAUGCCACAGAUACUCAUUCCAGUUCUUUGUCAUUCUGAGAUUUUUGUCUUAUGUUGAGUCCACUGACGGAUUAUCGAUCCUAAAAUCUGAUGUGUUUUUUUUUAAAUACUUUUGUUACUGCUGAAUUGGAUGAUUUCCAUUUACCUUCUGCUGUUUGAGCUGAGUUUAAAUGUUCUCUGGUUGAGACAGACGGUGACUUUGUGGCCUUGACUGGGCAGUGCUGAGCUCAUGGUGGUGUGUGUGUGUUUUCAGACGGUAAUGUCAUGCGGCGUGGGGCUGAGGCUCACUCCCACCAGGUGGAUUGUGCAGACACAAGGGCCACAGUGUGCCUUAUGUGGACAGGAAUAAAUUUUUUUUAAAAACUCUAUUUUUUUUUUUUUACCAUUUAAACACUUUUCUUGUAACAUUGAAACCAAAUUGUUAAAGCUGAUUGGCUCGUACUAAAACGAUAGUUAGUACUGAAUGAAUUGAUAUAUUAGUGUCUCUCUCUGCCUCCGUGGCUCCACAGCUGGUGUGUCCCCAGCCUCAGCCCCAGGCCAAGGUUACUCUGACACAGGCUGCACCAAGACAGUCUCAGAACUUCAUUGCAACUGUGUUUUGUUUUGUUUUUUCCUUUUCUUUCAAAUGGACCUUGAAAUGUUAUUUUUUUCUGUGCUAUUAUCAAAGACUUUUUGUAAAUCUAUCUGAGAAGGCCAUAAAACAAAGACAAUAACAAGCACGAUAACUGCAAAAAUCAAACAAAGCAGAAUGGGGUGACUGUUAAUAUGGUGAUAUGGCGACUCGUGGCAGCAGAAAGGGGGCUGUUUGCUUUGCUUCGUCAUUUUGCUGCACACCUGAUUUAUUUUUUUGCACGUUUUCCAUCAGGCUGUCGAAGCAGGGCAAGCUGAGCGCAGCAUAUGCAGUACGGCAGUAUGCACAGCGUGGCUCUGGCACUUACACAGACAGCCCUGGGUCCUUCAGAGAGGCAGGCUGCUGUCUGUUGGCUGCUCUCAGCCAAGCGGGGACAGUUUGCACUUGGAGUCUUUCUCUGUCUCUGGAGAUACAAAGGUUGGCAUACAGGGAGGAGCAAAUCCAGGUGGUAGGAGAGGGCUGAAUGUUGUUUUCAGGGAUGAGAGCAGGAAGCCCAGGUAACUGUUCAGUGUUGGUCCUCUACGCUGAUGGGAAAUACGUGGCCUAAGAAACAUAACACAAAAGAGGUCACCGCAGAGUUCACAUUGGGGAACUGCAACCAUCAGAAUGUUGCAUAUCUCUUUUGUCUCUAUGUAAGUACUACUCAGGUGGAAAAUUCACUGCUAUGCAUUGGGUUUCAGUGUCUGCUCAGUUGAUCGUAUGUCUAAUCAAACUCUGUGUUCUUGUUCUGUCUUUUCUUUCUUUGUCAUACAAAUAUUUACCGUAAUAAUUCCCAGAAAGGUACUGGCAUGAACAGUUCCCUCUUUGUAAAGUGGAUGCGACCAACCUGUUUCUCCAUCUAAUAUUGAUCCAGUGAAUUGUUAGUUGGAGGGAAGGAAGCCACUUGGGAUUCAGUCUUAUUAGUUGGACUGUAGCGUGCUUGAAAAGACAUGGGGUUGGAAAAGCACAGGGGAGGGGGGUUUGCGUGUUCUCUCACUUUCUUCUCCCAUCGCUCUCCCUCUCUGUGGACUCGUAGUCAACAUCUUUGCUGCCGACUGGCUUUUGAUCAAAGAUCACACACCCUCAGCAGGGGGAUUGGCAAGGGAGGGAGGUGUGGAUGAGGUAUGGAAGAGGAGACAUUUUCACUUGUUGGUAACGUAAACCAGUUUGGGAUACAUUCCAUAACUUCAUACUGUGAUUCCCACUUUUUAGCAAGGUCGUGCGUCUAAGGAGGGACAAGGAAGUGUUAGACAUUCUGCGGAUGGCUGUUUCUGUCCGUCUGUCUAGCCUCUUUAUCCCACUACUAUGUGACAGACAGACAUGUAGACAGAUAGUUUAAAAGGCCCCGGUGUAGCACUAUCAAGCUGCCUUUUAUCAGCUUCUGCGAUUGUAACAAAAGCACUUUGCGAAAGGCCAUCCUGAAAUUGUGUGCUUUUAUUUCAUCCUUAUCAAUAUUGUUUUGGUUAUUUUGUCCCUGUCUUUUUGUUUUCUCAAUGCAACUGAUUAUUUAAAUGCAAAAACUAUAUAAGAAAGAAAAAAAAAAACAAGAAAAACUUGAAUAUUUGGUAUCUACAAUGAAGAUGGCUGUCGCCUCAUCACAAACAAACACAUCUCUGUUAUAUGUACCUGUUUUGCAGCUUGUUGCAUAGUCACGCAUUGGUGAUGGUGGCGGGGGUACGGGACAAACCUCCCCCCCACCUGCUCUCUGUUCGCUGUCUGGGAUCUUUUGGGGAGAAAGGUGAUUUGAUUUAAUUUCUGGAGACUCUUUAUUGAAACAGAAACCUGUAUAACAGUUGCAAAGCUUUCUGAGAAGGCUCGCUGUGCUGAAUGUUAAACAUGCAGUGUCGUAUCUACUGCAGAAUCUCUUUGUCUGUUGGUAAAGGUUGGAUCUGGUAUCCAUAUUAAGCGUAAAUGAUUAUGAAAAACAGGACGAAAUGGUCAAAUAACCGUCAUUUCCAUUCUCAGAUCCGUACAGACGUACGUUUUGGCCUUAACAUCUACGACGAAUCAAGAUUACUGCAGUAGAGCGGAAAGAAUACUAUCGAUCAUAAUAAGCAUUCAUUAAAUUUAUAGUUCAGUAAAUGGUUUAACGUGGGAGAGAAGACAAAUAGGCUACUAUUUAUAGAUUGAGUUUAACUGUGAUUACUAUAAUUCCUUAUAGAGUUGUUUUGUUUUUUUUUCUUUUCUGAUGUACAUUUUAAAGUGACCCAGUUCUGGACAUUUCAGUGAAAAUCUACACUGAAUCACACGAAGCAGAAAACAGCUGCUCCACAUGUGUCUGUGUGUGUGUGUGUGUGCGCGCGGUGUUUUUUUUUUUCUUUCUUUCAUUCCUGUUGCUGGGCACAUGCAUCGCUCUGUGUAUCACAAAUUUAUCCCAGAGGUGGAAUACCUGCUCACUUCUACCAUUAACUCCAGUGACAGCGACGAGAACAUAUAAAUAGACAUAUUCAGAGUGCAGCAGAUGUUUUUCUCUACAUGAUUCAGUGUGGAUUUUUAUUCCAUAACCUCUUUUGUUUUUCUGCUCAUUGCUAAGAAAUCUGUCAGUGUGUAUCUGUUGGAAGCUGCAGGGUGAACUAUAGGUGAUUUUUUUUUUUUCUUCUUUCUUCAGAGAAUUUGCACUUUUUGGCAACACAAAGAAAUUGUACAUGAGACCACUAAAUCCACAGUCUAAACCAUAUAAUUCCAUUUUGUGUCUUUUAUUUGUUCUGUUCUUCUCCUUUUUUUUUUUUUUUUUUUUUUUUUUUUAAUAUAUCCAAAAAUGUCUGGCAUCUGGUUGUCUGGUUUAAAGAAUAUAAAAUCUUUCUAUUAAAAAUGAUGGUUGCAAA
Haplochromis burtoni (Burton's mouthbrooder) is the source of this 14594-nucleotide messenger RNA. RefSeq names its product zinc finger and BTB domain containing 7a (gene zbtb7a). NCBI's taxonomy places the organism in Eukaryota, Metazoa, Chordata, Actinopteri, Cichliformes, Cichlidae. Gene Ontology annotation, biological process: regulation of transcription by RNA polymerase II. The transcript has 4 exons. Gene Ontology annotation, molecular function: protein binding; RNA polymerase II cis-regulatory region sequence-specific DNA binding; DNA-binding transcription factor activity, RNA polymerase II-specific. The coding region runs from base 5037 to 6953 and encodes 638 amino acids. The record is from RefSeq and is a predicted model, not a curated record.